Ruditapes philippinarum (Manila clam) is the source of this 1828-nucleotide messenger RNA. Its product is annotated as heat shock 70 kDa protein 12B-like. The transcript has 6 exons. The record is from RefSeq and is a predicted model, not a curated record. The coding region runs from base 32 to 1765 and encodes 577 amino acids. Lineage: Eukaryota; Metazoa; Mollusca; Bivalvia; Venerida; Veneridae. Gene Ontology annotation, molecular function: ATP binding; ATP-dependent protein folding chaperone.
AUAAAUGUUUAUUUUAAGGAAAGGCUGAAGAAUGAGUUCCGUACUAGUAGCAGCGAUUGAUUUCGGAACUACAUAUUCCGGAUGGGCAUUUUCUUUCAAGCAUGACUUUGAUAAGGAUCCAACAAAAGUUUCCGCCAAAAAUUGGAUCGGCGAUAAACUCGUCUCGGCAAAAGCACCAACAUGUGUUCUGAUUAAACCGGAUGGGAAAACGUUGGAUUCAUUUGGAUAUGCUGCAGAGACCAAGUAUGCGGAACUUGCAGAAGAAGGAGCUCACGAGCCAUGGUACUACUUCCGGAGAUUUAAAAUGAUGCUUUAUGAUCAGAUGAAAAUGCGAAGACACGUCAUGCUUGAAGAUGAAACAGGAAAACAAUUACCUGCAAAAACAGUGUUCUCACUUGCAAUUGAUUUUCUGAAGCGAGAUCUUCUAGAAGAUUGUCACAAACAACUAACAAAUGUCUUAACAGAAGAUGAUAUUAAAUGGGUUCUAACAGUGCCUGCAAUAUGGAAUGAUGGAGCAAAACAGUUUAUGAGAGAAGCGGCGGAACAAGUUGGUAUUCAAGGAUCAAAGUUAAAGAUUGCACUUGAACCGGAAGCAGCUUCCCUUUACUGUCGAUAUUUACCCGUUCAGAAAGGCCAUGAAGAUAAAUCCUUAGCUUCAUUUGAACCGGGGACGAAAUAUAUUGUCUUAGAUGCUGGAGGGGGUACUAUUGAUAUCACUGUUCAUCAAGUCAUAGUAGAUGGUAAACUCCGAGAGUUACACAAAGCUAGUGGAGGGGCUUGGGGAGGAACUAUGGUAGACAAAGCUUACGAACAAUUCCUUGCAGAUAUAGCAGGUCCAAAAGCAUUCCAGCAGUUUAAGGAAGAGCAUAUGGAUGACUAUAUUGAUCUGCUCCGAACGUUUGAGGUCAAAAAACGCGAAACGUCACCAGGUCAAUCAGACAAGGUUACUUUUCGUAUACCCCCUUCAUUUGCUGAUACUAUCAAAGAUGCCACUGGGUUGUCAAUUAAGGACAAAAUGAUAUCAUCACCUUUCAAAGGAAAGGUAACAUAUGUAAGCGGGAAACUUAGAGUUGAUGUUGAAAUUGCUAGGUCAUUUUUCACGCAAUCGGUAGAUAGCAUUAUAGAGCAUUUAGCGUCGUUAUUGAGGGAACGGAUGAACAGAGGAUGUACAUCUAUUGUUAUGGUUGGGGGAUUUUCGGAGUCAAAUAUUCUUCAAGAUGCUAUCAAGCGCACAUUUGGAAGAAGGUAUAAUGUCAUUAUACCGGACGGGGCCGGUUUAGCUGUUUUGAAAGGGGCCGUUAUUUUUGGUCAUCGGCCAAGUACAAUCUCCGAGCGAAUAUGCAAGUACACAUAUGGACAGGAAGGUUUGCAUAAAACAUCUCGUGCUUGUAAUCAUCCGCCGACCAAGACAAUAUCGAUUGAUGGAAAGUUAUACUGUUCAGAUAUUUUCAAGAAACACAUAACAAUUGGACAGACUGUAAAACUAGAGGAAGAACAAAUUGAAAUGAUCACAAACCCAACUUUUGCCGAGCAAAGGACUAUCAGUAGGAAAAUAUAUGCAUCAACAUCGCCUGACCCCUAUUUAAUCACUGAGCCGGGUUGUAUGAAAAUAGGCCAUUUUGAAAUAGCUAUUCCAGAUACUUCACUUGGAACAGACAGAGAAAUCGGAACAAGGUUUAUAUUUGGUGACACAGAAAUUGCCGUAAAAACUAAAGAUAAACAAACAGGACAAGUUCAAAUUAACUCUAUCGACUUUUUAGAAUGACAUUUGUUCUGUAUUCCUUGUCUGGUAAAGUGAAGAUUUUCUUUGUUUAAUACUAUUUUUUGU